This is a messenger RNA of Pongo pygmaeus (Bornean orangutan), 1051 nucleotides long. Its product is annotated as platelet factor 4. Gene Ontology annotation, biological process: defense response; chemotaxis; immune response. The record is from RefSeq and is a predicted model, not a curated record. Gene Ontology annotation, cellular component: extracellular region. The transcript is spliced from 3 exons. Gene Ontology annotation, molecular function: chemokine activity. Lineage: Eukaryota; Metazoa; Chordata; Mammalia; Primates; Hominidae. The coding region runs from base 343 to 675 and encodes 110 amino acids.
AUCUUAGUUUCCGCACCACAGUUCCUCGCUGUCCACUUCAGGCUUCCUGACUGGAAGGAUAGCCGGGAAUAAAACGCGCCGGUGAGGCUCAGGAGUCACUGGCCACAGAGACCCAGCCCGAGUUUCCCAUCGCACUGAGAUCCUGCUGGAAACUCUGCCGCAGCAUGAGCUCCGCAGCUGGGUUCUGCGCCUCACGCCCCGGGCUGCUGUUCCUGGGGUUGCUGCUCCUGCCACUUGUGGUCGCCUUCGCCAGCGGUGAGAGCAGAAGCCAGGCUGUGAGGGCCGGCAGCUGCGAGGGGGAGUCCGGGAAGCCCUGGGGCUGGGGAGAAAUCCUCUAGGAUCAUGAUCACAGCUACACUUAACGGAGCGCCUGCUGAGUGUCUGGGCACAGUGCCAGGCGCUGCACCUGCACCUCCCACCUGGUCAGCACAACUUCUGUCUGAGGGAGGUAUGAUUUAUGCUGAAGCUGAAGAAGAUGGGGACUUGCAGUGCCUGUGUGUGAAGACCACCUCCCAGGUCCGUCCCAGGCACAUCACCAGUCUGGAGGUGAUCAAGGCCGGACCCCACUGCCGCACUGUCCAACUGAUAGCCACUCUGAAGAAUGGGAGGAAAAUUUGCUUGGACCUGCAAGCCCCGCUGUACAAGAAAAUAAUUAAGAAACUUCUGGAGAGUUAGCUACUAGAUGCCUACGUGUGUGCAUUUGCUAUAUAGCAUACUUUUUUUUUCCAGUUUCAAUCUAACUAUGGAAGAACUUCUGAUAUUUGUGUUAUCCUUAUGAUUUUAAAUAAACAAAAUAAAUCAAGUUGUAGUAUAGUCAAAAUACUUCUUAAUAAUAGUGCAAAAAUUGUGUUGACACAUAAUAAUUUCAUGGAAGAAAAAAAUUCCAGUAUUUUAAGCAAGAAAUAUUUUGAAGGAAGGUUUGAAUACUGGUUAUGCUUGGUGUUACAUGUUGGCUGAUACAUAUUCAUGCAUUUACAUGAUUGCAGUACUUUAUAGCUACAUAUUUACCUUGACCAUUAUUAUUACCUUUGUCAAUAAAUAUCAGUAACAC